Molecule: messenger RNA, 1311 nt
Organism: Fomitopsis serialis
Lineage: Eukaryota; Fungi; Basidiomycota; Agaricomycetes; Polyporales; Fomitopsidaceae
Exons: 2
Coding region: 1-1311 (436 amino acids)
Biological process (GO): methylation
Molecular function (GO): methyltransferase activity
Source: RefSeq, a predicted model, not a curated record
AUGGACCGUACUCCCACCCCCGACAACUUCAACACCAUUGCCGAAGUUGACGCUGCAGUUGAAGAUGUCCUGCAGCGCGGCAUAACUGUGGAUAUCGUUUCGGACCUUACAAGCUUCGAGCAGCCAUUCCUCAACCGGUCGGAUGAGUUCUGUCGACUCCUGGCCAUGAAGUACGUCUCCCGCCAGAACUCCGACGUGACGCGUGCGAAGAAGGAGCAAUACGAGCGCAACCGAGCGAGGUUGCAUAUGGAGGAUUCCUCGGCACUGCACUUCGAAGGUUUCAGGCGCGCGUUCGGGGAGAUCAACACUGGGAGUGACAAUGCGUUCGGCGAGGACCGAGUUCAGAGCUUCCUUGACUUGGGCUGCGCUCCAGGCGGAUCCUCGACGUGGAUCCUGCAGAACAACAGGAAUGCUAGAGGAAUAGGAAUCACUUUGUCCCCGGACGCUGGAGGCCUCCGGCUACAACUUGACUCCCCAUUUCUCGAGCAGCUCCAAGUCCGCUACGAAGAUCUGUGCAAGAUUGCGUCAGGAGGGGAAGCCAUUGAAGAUACCCCGGCUACAGGCUUUGACCUCGUCGUUGCGCAUGCCGCGAUCAUGUUCAGAGACGACGUCCGCUGGACUCAGUCCAUCGCCCUGACAUAUGCCCAACUUCUGAUCGCCUUCCAGCACAUUGCGCAGGACGGAUCUCUCGUCAUCAGUCUCAGGUCGCGCCCAUUAAACUGGGUCGUCGAUAUCGUUCGGGCCCUUGAUGAGGCAUUCACGUCGGUGCAUGCUGUGAACACAAUGUAUCAGGGAAGAAGACCCUUCGUCAAUGUCGUGUGCAGGGGAUUCCGCGCGGGCACGGAUGAGAGAAAUGAGUACAUCCGCCGCCUCCGUCUGUGUGUCAGGUACUUCGAGACUACCAGUGGGUCCCUCGUCUUUGACACAAGCGUGAGAUUGGAUCGACAUGCUAACGUAUGUUUGGUGGUAGCCGGGCCCGUCGACGCACCGAACGGUGGCGCGGCGAAUAUCCCUCGUCUGUGCGGCACGCGAGACGAAGAGAUUCCGGAAGCGACAUACCAGUAUGUGUUGAACCUAUUCACCGGCGUUUGGCAGAGCAAGUAUGCUGCCAUCCGCCACAAUUGUCAAAAAGUGUUUGUGAGACGUAAUGCAGAUAGAGGCAGGCACAAACGCACUCGGGCCAUGAUGCAAGCCGCUGAUAACUCAUCGCAUACAGUGAUGAGCGCAGGCUCAGACGAGAACAAUGGAAGUUACCGCACUGCUGGACAGCAGUUAGGUGCUGCCCGUGUGUUCGUAAGUGCCACCAACUGA